Molecule: messenger RNA, 1053 nt
Organism: Trichophyton benhamiae CBS 112371
Lineage: Eukaryota; Fungi; Ascomycota; Eurotiomycetes; Onygenales; Arthrodermataceae
Exons: 2
Coding region: 1-1053 (350 amino acids)
Biological process (GO): regulation of glucose metabolic process; protein phosphorylation
Cellular component (GO): mitochondrion
Molecular function (GO): pyruvate dehydrogenase (acetyl-transferring) kinase activity
Source: RefSeq, a predicted model, not a curated record
AUGCAGAAGCUGCCGUAUGUUGUUGUGACGAAUCCUCAUCUCUCCUAUGUCUACGAACUAUACUACAAGGCCUUUGAGCGCUUCCGGACAGUUCCCGAGAUCAAAACAAUAGAAGAUAAUGAUAGAUACUGUGACAUUUUACGCCAUGCUCUCAAGGAGCAUCUUACCGUUAUUCCCAACCUUGCAAUGGGUGUAUUGGAGUGCCAGGACUUAGUCAAGCCUGACGUUAUGGACCGGUUUAUGAAUACUCUCCUGCGAGCGAGAAUAUCACGACGGGUGAUAGCAGAGCAACACCUGGCUCUUACAGAGACAUUCAAUUCACCAUGGCAUUUCCCAGAUUCGUCCGAACGCGAUAUGGGUGCAGAUUUCGUCGGUGAAGUUUUCCUCAAAUGUAACGCAAAGGACGUUGUAGAGCGCUGCGGAAAGCUAGCCCGUCACCUACUGCGACAAACUCUCGGUCCGGACGCAAGAAUUCCCAAAAUAUCCAUUCAGGGUCAUCUUGGUGCUACAUUCCCUUACAUUCUAAGCCACCUGGAGUAUAUAGUUGGAGAGCUGCUCCGCAAUUCCAUGCAGGCAGUUAUCGAGAAAUACAAAGACAGCAAUAGCCCACCACCGCCGAUAGAGGUGCUCAUCUGCGAGGCUCCACAACAUGUCAUUAUCCGUGUCUCAGACCAGGGCGGCGGCAUUCCUCGCGAUAUCCUCCCCUAUCUCUGGUCAUUCUCCAAGGGCCCUCGUUCGAAAACUCGAUUGGAGAACCUUGGCCAGAUUCACGCCAUGGCCGCAACUAUGCAGGAACUGAAUGUUUCACAUCAAGACUCGUCAAAAGUACCCAGAGGAAUAAAGGAAAACUCCCUAGACUCUCUCAGUUCGCGUCCGCCUAAUCUAAGGCUCGGAAUGGGCCUCCCGAUGAGUCGUGUCUAUGCAGAGUACUGGGCUGGAACACUCGAGCUCCAUAGCCUCGAGGGAUAUGGUGUCGAUGCUUUCCUACAGAUUUCUAGGCUGGGGAACCAGAACGAGCAAGUGUCGAAGCGAGCGGCUAUCGAUGCUGUAUAA